This is a messenger RNA of Lodderomyces oxycetoniae, 1674 nucleotides long. RefSeq names its product cleavage polyadenylation factor subunit. The transcript has a single exon. Gene Ontology annotation, cellular component: mRNA cleavage and polyadenylation specificity factor complex. The record is from RefSeq and is a predicted model, not a curated record. NCBI's taxonomy places the organism in Eukaryota, Fungi, Ascomycota, Pichiomycetes, Serinales, Debaryomycetaceae. Bases 1 to 1674 code for a protein of 557 amino acids. Gene Ontology annotation, molecular function: protein binding.
AUGUAUUCUAACAAUACGUAUCAACAAGGUAAUGGACGAAUUAAUAAGCCGCUAUCAGCAUCAGCAUCAUCAUCAACACCACCACCACCACCACCACCACAAUCAUCACAAUAUGGUAAUCGAGAACCUCGACAACAACAAGAUCGUUCUCAGUUUUAUCAGCAGAACUUAGACCAUCAACUAGCUAGUCAGGAUAAGAAACAAGCAUUUCGAAGAAUUACAGAUCAUGGUAGUAAUAUGGGACGAUGGUACAUUGAAAAGUCUAUGGGUAUAAACACGAGACAACAGCAACCAAUUGGAGCAAUACGACCAGAAAGCUCUUAUUUGAUUGAUCUUCUACCAACGAUGGCAUAUUCAUCAAGUUUCAAUAGAAAUCGAAGAAACAAUAAAAACAAUCUCGGUAUAUUAGACUUGGAAACGAAAUUUGUUCAUUUGAGUUCAAGUAAAGUAAAACAUAGCAUAAACACAGUAAAAUGGACUCCCGAAGGAAGGCGAUUGCUAGUGGCUGCUCAUUCUGGGGAAUUCACUUUGUGGAACGGUAUGACAUUUAAUUUUGAAACGAUUAUGCAAGCACACGAAAGUCCAAUUUUAACAAUGCAAUAUUCAAAUAACGAUGACUGGCUAUUAAGCGGCGAUCAAAAUGGAACGAUAAAAUAUUGGCAACCUAAUUUCAACAACGUCAAUAAUAUAAUGGCCCAUUCAAAUGGGGUUAGGGAUAUUGCGUUUUCACCAAAUGAUUCCAAGUUUCUAACGUGUGGUGAUGAUUCUUUGGUGAAGAUUUGGAAUUUUAGUAAUGGUAAAGAGGAAAGAAGUUUAUCUGGCCAUAAUUGGGAAGUCAAAAGUGCUGAUUGGCACAAGGAUCUAGGGUUGAUUGUAAGUGGAUCAAAGGAUAAUCUAGUGAAAUUGUGGGAUCCUAGAGUCAAUGAGUGUAUUGCUACUUUACAUGGGUUUAAGCAUACCGUCAACACUACUAGAUUCCAGCCAUGUGGAACUAAAAGACUAUUGGCUUCCGUUUCGAGAGAUCGGUCGUGUCGUGUGUUUGACUUAACUACGAUGAAAGAUAUGUUGGUUAUUAGAGAUUCGGAGACCGACUUAUCGUGUUGCUCGUGGCAUCCACAGCAUGCGUCACUACUCACCACGGCAGCAUUCAACGGGUCAAUAAACCAUUACUUGUUGAAUUCCUACAUUCCAAAUUCAAACGAUUCAAUACCAAAGAGAUCCUUAUCAAGUAAUGUAACCAGUCAAACGCCAUCGAUCGAUGCAGUGCACAAGAUCCCUUAUGCUCAUGAAAGGGCAGUUCAUGCGUUAGAGUAUCACCCAAUGGGGCAUCUUCUUUGCUCUGCUGGAUCGGAUAAAACAGCUAGGUUUUGGUCUAGAGCAAGACCAAAUGACCCAAUGGCAUGGAAAGACCCAGUAUAUACUGACGAGAAGAACGGUGCUUGGUACUAUGCCGUUAAUAAUAAUGUUAAUGCUGUGAUGGAGGAUCCCACGCAAGUUUCAAGUGCCAGUGGCUCUAGUGGUGAACCUAAUACUGCUUCAGCCACAAAUCAAGCUGUUGAAACUACUAAUUCUGUGUUUAGAAGAGAUGGCGAUGCUCAUGACCCAAACGAUAACGGAAGAAGUGGCUUAAAUUUCCCUAGUGUGCAUCUACCAGGAUUGCGCUCAUUUGUGUAG